Molecule: messenger RNA, 4630 nt
Organism: Arabidopsis thaliana (thale cress)
Lineage: Eukaryota; Viridiplantae; Streptophyta; Magnoliopsida; Brassicales; Brassicaceae
Product: Disease resistance protein (TIR-NBS-LRR class) family
Exons: 9
Coding region: 728-4303 (1191 amino acids)
Biological process (GO): signal transduction; defense response
Molecular function (GO): ADP binding
Source: RefSeq, marked reviewed
GGUUUAAAAAUUCGCAUGAGUUAGAUGUUGAUAUGUGUCAACCAUUUAUUGACUAUUUUAAUUUACUACGGAAACUUUAUUGGUUAGGUCCAAAAGGCAUAACGUAUCUCUCUCGAAUCUCAAUAAUCAAAGAUAUAAGGUAGCCAGCGUUUCGGUCCCCAAAUAAACGGUUCAUCUCAAGGGUUAAAUUGUGGUAUAUAUUUGACUAUUAGUUACGGCUUGCUUUAGGUCAACAAUUUUGGUUGACUUGUUUUAUAGUUAAUUGAUUAGAGUUAAGGUAGUUGCUGCAUUGCCUUGAAGGUGUUCGAUGAAUUGUCUCAGUGAGUUUAGUAGAGUAAAGAUGAUUGAGAAAUUCGGUAAACAAGUUGUUGUUUAUCUCAAAGAAGAUCAGUGGAUUGUUUUGUUUGUCAAUUCCUUUUCUUCACUGUUAUUAGCUUUAAGUCAAGGUCCUCUAACUUAUGGGUCCUCCAGAGUUGAUUUUGAGAUUGGAAAGUCAACUUUUUUAAUCAGAGUCACAAAUGCAAGAGAUAAGAUAUGUUAUCCUCUUUUGGUUCAAUUUCAUUAUGUGAAAGAUCUAAAGAAGCUUUCUUUAAACAAAGAAGUUGAUUUGAACAUUCUACAGUUUCAUGAUUUCAGCUCUGUAACUGUAUAGCUAUAGUCCUCUGUGUGCCAAAAAGGACUAGCUCAAAUUCUCCUGUGUCUCUUAUAUGUUUCUCUUUGUAAUCACAUGUUAGGUAUGGCUCAAGGCAGGGAGCGAAUUCCUGAGCGAUGGACCUAUGAUGUGUUUGUAAGUUUCCGUGGAGCAGAUGUGCGGAAGAACUUUCUGAGCCAUCUUUACGAUUCUCUCAGAAGAUGUGGUAUAAGCACAUUCAUGGAUGAUGUGGAAUUGCAAAGAGGAGAAUAUAUUUCCCCGGAGCUACUGAAUGCCAUUGAAACCUCGAAAAUUCUCAUUGUUGUUUUAACAAAGGACUACGCAUCAUCGGCUUGGUGUCUUGAUGAACUUGUUCACAUUAUGAAAAGCCACAAAAAUAAUCCCUCUCACAUGGUUUUUCCAAUUUUCUUGUACGUGGACCCAUCAGACAUACGCUGGCAGCAAGGGUCAUAUGCUAAAUCAUUUUCUAAACACAAAAACAGUCACCCAUUAAACAAGCUAAAGGAUUGGAGGGAAGCUUUAACAAAAGUAGCAAAUAUAUCUGGGUGGGACAUCAAAAAUCGGAAUGAAGCAGAAUGUAUUGCAGAUAUCACUAGAGAGAUUCUCAAAAGACUGCCCUGCCAGUACCUGCAUGUACCGUCAUAUGCUGUAGGUCUGAGAUCACGCCUACAACACAUUUCUUCACUACUGAGCAUAGGUUCGGAUGGAGUCCGGGUUAUAGUGAUCUAUGGAAUGGGUGGGAUCGGUAAAACAACAUUAGCGAAAGUGGCGUUUAACGAAUUCUCACAUCUUUUUGAAGGAUCAAGUUUCCUAGAAAAUUUUAGGGAAUAUUCCAAGAAGCCAGAGGGAAGAACUCAUCUGCAGCAUCAACUUCUCUCUGACAUUUUAAGGAGGAAUGACAUAGAGUUCAAAGGCCUUGAUCAUGCGGUAAAAGAAAGAUUUCGCAGUAAACGUGUACUUCUUGUAGUUGAUGAUGUUGAUGACGUACACCAGCUUAAUUCAGCAGCUAUAGAUCGAGAUUGCUUUGGCCAUGGAAGUAGGAUAAUAAUUACCACAAGAAAUAUGCAUUUGUUAAAGCAACUAAGAGCGGAAGGAAGCUAUUCACCAAAGGAACUUGAUGGUGAUGAAUCUCUUGAACUUUUCAGUUGGCAUGCAUUUAGAACAAGUGAACCACCGAAAGAGUUUCUUCAGCACUCGGAAGAAGUAGUUACAUACUGUGCAGGACUACCCUUGGCUGUGGAAGUCUUGGGUGCUUUUCUCAUCGAGAGAAGCAUUCGUGAGUGGGAAAGCACGUUAAAAUUGUUGAAACGAAUCCCUAAUGAUAACAUUCAAGCGAAACUUCAGAUAAGUUUUAAUGCGCUAACUAUCGAACAGAAAGAUGUAUUCUUGGACAUUGCUUGUUUUUUCAUUGGGGUGGAUAGUUACUAUGUUGCCUGCAUAUUGGACGGAUGCAACUUAUACCCUGACAUAGUACUCAGUCUGCUGAUGGAAAGGUGUCUCAUUACUAUUUCUGGUAACAAUAUAAUGAUGCAUGAUUUAUUACGAGACAUGGGAAGACAAAUUGUCCGAGAAAUAUCUCCCAAGAAAUGUGGAGAACGUAGCAGACUGUGGAGUCAUAAUGAUGUCGUCGGUGUACUGAAAAAGAAAUCAGGUACAAAUGCAAUAGAAGGACUUAGCCUGAAAGCCGACGUUAUGGAUUUCCAGUACUUCGAGGUUGAAGCAUUUGCAAAGAUGCAGGAGCUGAGAUUGUUAGAACUUAGAUAUGUAGAUCUCAAUGGAAGCUAUGAGCAUUUCCCAAAAGAUCUACGAUGGUUGUGUUGGCAUGGGUUUUCUUUAGAAUGUUUUCCUAUAAACUUAAGCUUGGAAAGUUUAGCCGCUUUGGACUUGCAGUACAGCAACCUUAAACGAUUUUGGAAAGCUCAAUCGCCUCCUCAACCAGCAAAUAUGGUGAAAUACCUCGAUCUCAGUCAUUCUGUCUACCUCAGAGAGACUCCAGAUUUCUCUUACUUCCCAAACGUCGAGAAGCUUAUACUGAUCAAUUGCAAAAGCUUGGUUUUGGUUCACAAGUCAAUUGGGAUUCUUGACAAAAAGCUGGUACUAUUAAAUCUAAGCAGUUGCAUCGAGCUUGACGUUCUCCCUGAGGAAAUCUAUAAGUUGAAGUCACUUGAAUCUCUCUUUCUCUCAAACUGCUCAAAACUUGAGAGACUGGAUGAUGCUUUAGGGGAAUUGGAAUCCUUGACAACUCUUCUUGCAGAUUUUACAGCUCUAAGGGAAAUCCCCUCUACGAUCAAUCAGCUGAAGAAACUGAAAAGGUUAUCUCUUAACGGCUGCAAAGGUUUAUUGAGUGAUGAUAUCGACAAUCUAUAUUCUGAAAAGAGCCAUUCUGUUUCUCUAUUGCGUCCAGUCUCAUUAAGUGGUUUAACCUACAUGAGAAUUUUAUCUCUAGGUUACUGCAAUCUAUCUGAUGAACUGAUCCCGGAAGAUAUUGGGAGUUUAUCUUUCCUCCGGGAUCUUGAUUUACGAGGCAACAGUUUUUGCAAUUUGCCAACAGAUUUCGCUACUCUACCGAAUCUCGGUGAACUCCUAUUGAGUGACUGCUCAAAACUUCAAUCCAUCCUUAGUUUACCUAGAAGCUUAUUAUUUUUGGACGUAGGAAAAUGCAUCAUGUUGAAAAGAACUCCAGAUAUUUCUAAAUGCUCGGCAUUGUUUAAAUUGCAACUCAACGACUGCAUCAGCCUUUUUGAGAUCCCAGGGAUCCAUAAUCAUGAAUACCUGAGUUUCAUCGUCUUGGAUGGGUGCAAACUCGCAUCUACUGAUACUACUAUUAACACCAUGCUUGAGAAUUGGCUUAAGAGGAACCAUGAAUGCAUAUAUAUCCCAGUCGAUCGUCCAAACGUCAUUCCAAACUGGGUUUACUUUGAGGAGGAGAAGCGUUCAUUCUCUAUUACAGUUCCUGAAACUGAUAACUCUGAUACCGUGGUAGGGUUCACCUUAUGGAUGAACUUCGUGUGUCCAAUGGGAUACAGCUCCAUAUACCCCCGGGCUAUCAUAGUGAGGAAUCUUACCAGAGGCAGUGCAUGGAUACAUAGCCUUAAGAAUUCGAAAAUUCGGAUUCAGAUGAAUGCCAACCUUUUGACCAACGAUUUUCACAUAGUAACAGGUGACGAAAUAGAAGUUGAUGUUGAUUGCGAUGAUAGAUUCACGAUUCUAGCAACAGGAAUUGCUCUUUGUUACAAAGCAAGAGACUCCUCAGAUUUUAGCUUUGGUGAUAUUAAGUUUACAUACGAAGAAGAUGAUCUUGGCUAUGCUAGUAAUGGUAUAUAUUUAGAUUGUCAUCGAUCAAAGUAUGGACAUGAUUCAUUACAGGCAGUUGUACAUUGGAAAAUUAGUUAUCCGAUGGAUGGGGAAACGUCAAACCUAUUCGCUUGUAGCUUUUUCCCGGGAAUCUCCAGGUACCAAGAAAAUAAUCAACCAGUUGUAGACGUGGAGGAAAGCAAUCACAGACCUCGCAGGAAAAUGAGAAUGAGUCUAUGGAAAAUUUUGGGAGCAAUCGGCUUCUUGACACUUGUUGUGGUUCUUGAAGUAUACUUUGAACUCUUGAGCUCCAUUUUUGCCAAUUCGACAACUGAUUACAUUAUGUUACCCACUUGAUUUUGUGGAACUCAAGUUGGUUUCUUUCUCGGCUUAUAUGGUUUUGUUAUUGUCAUCCAUUUUCGAAAAAAUGGUUCGUGCUAUAGUGUUGUACCCGUAGAACACAAAGGAUAUUGCAUCGUUUAAUACAGUAUAUAUUGGUGUAGUGAUAACUUAUUUGCAGGGAACUCUUAAUAGGGUGAAGCUAUUGGAAAUUCUACUUCUCUCAGGCUGCUCAAAACUUGAGAUGUAACAAGAAGCUUUCAAAGAAAUGGAAUCACUGACUUCACUUGUUUCAGUGUAGUACAUCUCUUAGUUAAAUUUCAUAAGUAAUCCAACCACAGAGGA